GCACCUACCACAGUGAGAACGAAGUCAACCCGUCAGACGACCUGGACUACAGACACCACAACUACAAGGAGAUGAGACAGAUGAUGAAGGUGAUAAACGAAGAGUGUCCCAACAUCACCAGGAUCUACAACAUCGGGAAAAGCUCUCAGGGCCUGAAACUGUACGCCAUGGAGAUCUCCGACAACCCCGGAGAGCACGAGACAGGUGAGCCUGAGUUUCGGUACACAGCUGGUCUCCAUGGUAACGAGGCGCUGGGCCGAGAGCUUCUCCUCCUGCUGAUGCAGUUUCUGUGCAAAGAGUACAAUGACGAGAACCCCAGAGUGCGCCGCCUGGUGGACGGAGUGAGAAUACACCUGGUGCCUUCGCUCAACCCCGAUGCUUACGAGCUGGCCUACGAGAUGGGCUCUGAGAUGGGGAACUGGGCUCUGGGCCACUGGACCGAAGAAGGAUACGACAUCUUCCAGAACUUCCCAGACCUCAACAGCAUCCUGUGGGGAGCCGAGGACAGAGGCUGGGUCCCUCGCAUAGUGCCCAACCAUCACAUCCCCCUCCCAGAAAACGUCUUCAAUGGCUCUGUGAGUUUGUUUUUAACCCCGGCUACGACCCUGCGUCCUCAUAUGAGGACGUUACUGUUUGGGAUCUCUGCAGCUUAUAACAUCCCAGUUAAAUUAGACCUGUCCUCCUUC
Molecule: messenger RNA, 686 nt
Organism: Plectropomus leopardus (leopard coralgrouper)
Lineage: Eukaryota; Metazoa; Chordata; Actinopteri; Perciformes; Serranidae
Source: RefSeq, a predicted model, not a curated record